AUCAGUAUAAACAACCAUCCAAUUGUUUUGUUUUCUAUUUUUCCCAGUAAUAAAGUUUGUAUUUUCUAUUUAAAUUAAACAUUCCAACAUUAAAUAAAGUCUACAAAUAAAAACAUAGACAAUUCUUGCUUAUCUUUGUUAUUUCGUCAAUACAAAUUGUUUCAAUGGUGAAAGAGUGGAUGAAGUGGUGUCGGCUUUGCGCCCGUGAAGACUCUAGCAAUACUCAUGUAAACAUAUUCUUUGAGGAUGAAAAAGGCCUUCCCCUAUCUGAUACAAUAAACAAAUGUUUUUCAAUAGAUAUUAACCAUUUUAACAACUGGCCAAUUAUGAUCUGUGUUCACUGCUUUUCCCUACUCAAAUCCAUAAUAACUUUAGCUCAAAGAACAUCAAAAGUCAAUGCUAUGUUUGCAGAACUAUUAGACUGCCUCGAUAACAUAGACCCUAAUAAAGUAAAAGUUCGUUAUGACCUACAUACGAUAUCUGAUAUAAAAUUUGACCUCAAGGUAGCUAUACCUAUUACGACGGUUAAUGAUUUCGAACUUACGGACUUACCCUCAGAAAUGAACGAACAAAUGGUCGAUGUUGGUGAACUGAAAUACAUCGACAGUGACCUUGUAACUACCUCUAUUAAAACCGAGGAAGUAGACAUUGACGAUGAUAUAGGUCACAAAACAACACAGGAUGAAGAAAGUUCACAAAAUUAUGGUUCGCUUGGAAGUGAUUCUGAUUCAUCAGUGAGCAUAAAACCAAAAAAGAGGAAAUAUACAAAAAGGAAAUUUAAACCGCAAAAAGAAAAAAAGCCUAAAAAUGAGAGCAUUAAAAAUGAAGAAUACCAUUGCUCUGAUUGUGAUAAGGGCUUUAUAAAACAAGAAAUGUAUCGACGACAUAUGCUAAAUACACACGACACUGCAAUACAAAUCACACCUAAGCUUUUGAUCUGCGAAACUUGUGGCAAGGAAUAUAAAUCACAGUCGGGUCUCAAUGACCACAGACUCACGCACACCGAAGAGAGAAAACAUAAGUGCAGGUUUUGUGAUAAGAAAUUCAAAGCUAUUGCCCAUAGAAAACGUCAUGAAGAUACACAUAAUGAAACCAAGUAUAUUUGCGUUGUUUGUGGACUUCAAUUAAAUACACAGCGAACGCUCAAUCAGCACAUGAUUGUGCAUUCGGAGGAGAAAAAACAUAAAUGCGACUUAUGUGGGAAGGAAUAUAAAAGAGCGAAAGCUCUUAAAUAUCAUCUUAUUACACAUGCUGGGUUAAGGCCAUAUUUUUGUGAUUUUUGUGAAAAAACAUUCACAAAUGCAGCCAAUUGUCGUAUCCAUAAGAGAAGACAUCAUCCCGUCGAAUUUGCAGAACAGGAAGCAACCGGUUUGAAUAAAACAUCUAACAGAAUUCCUAAAAUGGAAGACUUAAAAGCUUUAUUAGAUGGGAAAAAAGACAAAAUAACUUUAGAAAAUCACAGUAGCACUAUGGAAGCAGUAUCAGAAAUUGGUUCCACAUCAGCAAUAAAUUCAGAUACUAGGCAAAGUUAUUUACCAACAUUUUUAGACAAUUUACUCGCGGCGGAUGGUCAAUCUUCGUCUAAAAAUACGAACUUGUACAAUUAUAGAAUUUUGGAUAUUCACAUCAAUACAAUUAAUCCAAUGGUGAAACAGUGGAUGAAGUGGUGUCGGCUUUGUGCCCGCGAAGACUCAAACAAUACUCAUGUCAACGUAUUCUUCGAGGAUGAAAAAGGCCUUCCCCUAUCUGAUACAAUAAACAAAUGUUUUUCAAUCGAUAUCAACCAUUUUAACGACUGGCCAAAUAUGAUCUGCGUUCAGUGCUAUUUUCUAGCCAAAUCAAUCCUUAAUUUAUCUCAAAGAACAUCAAAAGUUCAUGCCAUGUUUGCCGAGCUAUUAGAUGGUGACGAUGACAUAGACGCCUACAAAGUCAAAGUUCGCUAUGAGCUCCAUACGAUGUCUGAUGUUAAAUUUGAUCUAAAAGUACCUGUAGCCAAUGCUGUAGAACUUCCAGAAAUGCCCAUAGAAAUGAACGAACAAAUGAUCGAUGUAGAUGAAUUGCAUUACGUCGACAGUGAUGUAUUAAAUACAACUGCUAUUAAAACCGAGGAAGCAGAUGAAGAUUAUUUGGAUCAAUCAGAUCGAAUACCUUCAGCUCAUGGAGACAGUUCCGAUGAAGAUGGUUCGCUUAAGAGUGAAGUUCUUUCGGAUGAUUAUUCUCCUGGGGAGAAACCAAAGAAGAGAAAAAAAGAAGAAACACAGCCAAAAAAGAGGCAUAAUCGAAGGAGAAUGCAAACUGAACCAAUUAAAUGUGAAAAAUGUCCAAAGAGCUUUUUUCGAAUUCAAUUUCAUCGUCGGCAUAUGAAAAAGGCACAUGGAAUUACAGUAGAAGAUACAGAACCGAAAGCACCAUUGGAAUUUGUUUGUGAAGAGUGUGGCAAGAAAUGCAAAACAUAUUGGGCUUUAAGGGACCAUCAAUUGACGCAUAGCACUGAGAGACCAUUGAAAUGUACUCAUUGCGAUAAAUUGUUCAAAAACAAACAGACACUUAAGAUACACGAAGACAUUCACAAUGAAACUAACUAUAUAUGUGUUGUAUGCGGAUUAAAAUUGAAUACACGAAGAACACUACGAAUGCAUAUGGUUGUCCACUCGGAUCAAAAACAACACAAAUGUGAUUAUUGUGGCAACGAGUAUAAACGCGCCAAAGCUUUGAAAAACCAUCUCAUCUUGCAUACGGGUCUUAAACCUUAUACAUGUGAUUUUUGUGAUAGAACUUUUGCCAAUGGCUCGAAUUGUCGCAGUCAUAAAAAGAAAUCUCACCCAGUUGAGUUGGCGGCGAUGGAAGCAGCUGGAAAAAACAGUAUUGCAGCUGGGAUUCCUAAAUUGGAAGAUUUAAGGGCAAAGACUAAAGCAGAGGCGAAUCAGCCAAAGAAAAGCGAAACAGAUGUAAAUGAAUGCGUAGGCAAUGAAAAUAAACCUGAUAUGAUUGAAUCUUUGAAUGAAUUAAAGUCGAUGAUUACAAUAGAAAGGUCCGUGGAAUUCGAUCAUGGAGUAUUUGGAUCAAUGUCAACAAGUUAAAAUUAACUAUUAGAUUAGGGUAGUGAUUCUUUUAUACGUAUGAAAGGGGUGUAGAUAAAUGUUUUAGUUUCAAAAUGUAAUAGGAAUUCAAGUUCUUCGUUUUUGCAAAGCUAUUUCUUUUUAUUUAACUAAACUAACUGAAAGGAGUCUAUGAACUUGGUGGUAACAUACACAAGUUGUUGUUGUUCAUUCAAAACCUUCAACUAAUUUAUGUAGUUGAUGAUAAGUUACGCAUAAUUGCUGGUUCAAAUUUAAUUUGUAAAAACCAAGAUUGUCUAAUUGCCAUCCGCUUUCGGUAAGUUCCAACUUCCGCCAGACGGUUAUAGUACCACAACUGAAAUAUAAUAAGUAAAUCAACUGGAUCACUGAUUUAAACGCUUUUGUAAGACCAAUACGACCGUCCAAAGUUGCCCUCAGACACGACAAAGAUUCGCUAUCAGUAUGAUUGGUAGCGCAAUCCAAAAUGAGUCACAUUGAAUGCUAAAUAUGUGGAAAUCUGACGAGGCAAGAUCAAAUCAUACAAUAAUCUUUUCGGAACAAGCAAACUAUUUUUUUUUAACAAUAUGGAAAGCUUAAGAUUAAAAUGGAUAGCAUAUUAAAAAAAAUAUAAUAGUGCAACCUAACUCUGAAAAAAACUUAUCCUUAAAAAAUUCCUUUUCUGAUUGUAGUUUUAAAGUAACAUUUCCCCAAAUUUUCCACAUUUUUUACUUUUCUAACUAACCUUUCCUCUAUCAGCCAAAGUCCAAUUUUCAUUUCCACUUAAACCCAGUUUCUUCGUCUCAAUAAAUCAAUAAAAAGCUUACCUAAAGGGUAUUCUUUUUCAAUUCAAAUCUUUAGCCAAAUUAGUGUCUCUAGUUUUCACCAGAUCAUGGUUCCUAGGAACAAUCUAGUGUACUCCAACAAUUUUUACAAAUUUUGUGAAUAACAUCAACUAUUUACUUUUUUGUAUGUAAUGUAAAGCUUGCUAAAACGAAAUACAUACACAGAUACGAGUCGAUAUUUUUUGUAUUCAUUAAUAAAGUAUUCAUUUAUUCUUGUAUUCCACCAAAAAAAAUCUUAUGUUAUCUGACUAUAUGCAUUCACAAUGAAAGUUGAGUAAGUACUGAAUAUUGAUAAACGAAAAUAUGUUAAUGAUUCCUAAUAUUUGUUAAGCUGUUGUAAGUUAAUAUAACAAUAGUUGUAAACAGGCUUAUAGACAUUUUAACUAAAAUAAGCAAUAAUCACUUAAAAUUUCUGGAAAACAAUAUUGUCGGUUAGGGACGGGUUAUAAAUUGGACGAGCGUAUUUAAUUUUAUUCCUAUUAAUUGAGCUACUUUAGCCCUGUUCCUUUAGGAGGUGGCAAAGUACUACUAGUAGUUUACUAGCGAUUUUCAAUGGAACGCACUUUCAACGAAUUCAAUACAAAUCGUAUCUACUCGGGAAGAAGAGCAUGAGUAGAUGGUAGUACUAGAUUAACCAAAAUAUCUACUAGUAGUAAACUACCACCUCCAAUGGAACAGGGCUUUUAUAUGAAUCCCUAUUUUUAUAUACUUACAAAUAUCAGUAUCAAUUACUUCAGCCCACAUUUAUUGCCCUUAAGUAUAUUAAAAAUUUUGUAUGUUGUUAAAAAAUAAUCUGAAAUAAAGUAAGUUUAUAUUUAAGAUUAAUACACAAAUAAAAAACAUAUAAUUUUAUUAAUUCAAA
Messenger RNA from Episyrphus balteatus (marmalade hoverfly), 4763 nucleotides. Its product is annotated as gastrula zinc finger protein xFG20-1-like. Bases 165 to 3080 code for a protein of 971 amino acids. The transcript has 8 exons. Gene Ontology annotation, molecular function: zinc ion binding; DNA-binding transcription factor activity, RNA polymerase II-specific; RNA polymerase II transcription regulatory region sequence-specific DNA binding. Gene Ontology annotation, biological process: regulation of transcription by RNA polymerase II. Gene Ontology annotation, cellular component: nucleus. The record is from RefSeq and is a predicted model, not a curated record. Lineage: Eukaryota; Metazoa; Arthropoda; Insecta; Diptera; Syrphidae.